Aspergillus fischeri NRRL 181 is the source of this 693-nucleotide messenger RNA. RefSeq names its product GNAT family N-acetyltransferase. The record is from RefSeq and is a predicted model, not a curated record. Bases 1 to 693 code for a protein of 230 amino acids. The transcript has a single exon. Lineage: Eukaryota; Fungi; Ascomycota; Eurotiomycetes; Eurotiales; Aspergillaceae. Gene Ontology annotation, molecular function: acyltransferase activity, transferring groups other than amino-acyl groups.
AUGACAUCAGAUUAUCACUAUACCUACUUCCGAGUCUCCAAGACGGAAGAUCUCACUUGCUUAGCGCAGCGAUACAGAGACCUGCGUCUUCAGGCCCUCAAACUCUCCCCGUCAUCAUUUGCCGCAACCUACGAGUCAGAAGCCCUUCUCACAGACGAAUACUGGGAAUCGCGCCUGUCGCAACCAGGGAGGGAGACAAUUGUUUGCGCGGCACGUCCAGCCGCAAAAUCUAAUGCAUUCAGCGAAGAGGAUCUAGAAUGGGUCGCUCAAUUGACGCUGCUCGGUCCCCGAACCAAAGAGGAGUUCACGCUGCCUGCAACAUCCGGGCAGCCAGAACCAGGCCCGGAUAAUGAGGAAGAGCGGUGGCAGCUUCUCGGUCUCUACACGCUAUCUUCGCAUCGUGGGCGAGGUAUCGCGAAACGACUGUGUGCGGAGGCUAUCAAGUAUCUUGUCGAGUAUCGGGCCGAGCCAAAGAAUGUCCACGUGCGGUUGAUGGUCAAGUGGGGAAUGGAAGCGGCUGUACGGCUGUAUCAGCAACUGGGCUUUGAGGAGGUGGGAAGCUGUACCCUUGCCGAAGCUCUGAUUGCGAACGGUGAAGGGGAUCUCUUGCCGGAGGGGUACGAGGCGCAGGAGAAGUUCUGUGCGCGGAGUGGUCAUGUUAUGCUGCAGUGUUUUACCAGAGAUUAUGUGUAG